UGAUUAUGUCAUCGGUCACGUGGCUCCUCCAAGCGUCCCGGGCGGACAAGGCCAACGCGUUCUGGAGCUGCCUGAGCUUCGUCAAGCUCCAUUCAGCCUUCCACCGACGACACAUCAAACCAAUUCACCCCCCUUCGAUAUCUACGCCGAAUCCUCCCCCCUCCCUCCGACCUCCAACCCUCGACAUACCGAGUUCGCACACGAAGUAACGAGAUACACAACACACAAAAGUCAUCAAAAUGGAGUUCACCACCACCGGACAGCUGAACGAAGAUGGCAUUCACAUCGACAUGGAGAGAUUAAAGAAGGGAGAGGUCAACCUCGGAACCUCAAUUAUGGCAGUCACCUUCAAGGACGGUGUUAUUCUCGGUGCUGAUUCCAGAACAACGACGGGCGCCUACAUUGCCAACCGAGUCACCGACAAGCUCACACAAGUCCACGAUACCAUCUGGUGCUGCCGGUCAGGCUCCGCCGCCGACACCCAGGCCGUCGCCGACAUUGUCCAGUACCAGCUUGGCCUGUACGCCAUGCGCAACGGAAAGCCUCCCAUGACCCAGACCGCCGCCGCCAUCUUCCAGGAGGUCUGUUACGCCAACAAGGACCGCUUGACCGCCGGUCUCAUCAUUGCCGGCUGGGACGAGCGACACGGCGGCCAGGUCUACUCCAUCCCCCUCGGCGGAUCCCUACACAAGCAGGCAUAUGCCAUUGGCGGCUCGGGUUCGACGUACAUUUACGGAUACUGUGACGAGCACUGGAAGGAGGGCAUGGAGGAGAAGGAGGCCGUCGACUUCGUCAAGGGAUCGCUCAAGGAGGCCAUCAAGUGGGAUGGCAGCUCCGGUGGUGUCAUUCGCAUGGUCGUCCUGACCGCCAAGGGCGCCGUGCGGCAUCUGUACCUCCCCGACGAGGACUACAAGGUGCAGCACUAGAUGGGAGAAGUUGAAUGUGGGAAAGCCAGAGGAAGAGGUAGAGAAAGGGAGACGUUUAUUGUGAUGUGGCCUGAGGAAAGCCAACGAGUCGCCUCCAUCGACAUCGGCCGGGCAUGAUGGGCAACAAGACGUCACACAGGCUAGUUUGCCGCGCGGUCACGAAGUUGCCCCCCGGGUCCCGGGAGGAGAAGACAGAGCGAAGAACGUCCAUGCCGGGGCGAGAUCUCGGGCUUGGCGACAAACGAUGAAUGUACAAUAAAUAGAUUACCCGCAAGACGCGAUUUCUUCACGAGAG
Molecule: messenger RNA, 1221 nt
Organism: Colletotrichum scovillei
Lineage: Eukaryota; Fungi; Ascomycota; Sordariomycetes; Glomerellales; Glomerellaceae
Product: proteasome component PRE3
Exons: 6
Coding region: 240-926 (228 amino acids)
Cellular component (GO): proteasome core complex
Molecular function (GO): threonine-type endopeptidase activity
Source: RefSeq, a predicted model, not a curated record